AUGGGCCAGACUAAUGACCUGAUCUCAAUCUGUCCGCACCACAGACUCUUCUCCAAGAAAGCAGGCAUCCCACUCCCAGCCAAUGACCCGUUCUACUUUACCCGACCAGACGACUUUUCGGCCCUCGGCAAUGGUGCCAUCCUCCGUUCGCGUUCCAUCGAGGUCGUCUACUUUCCCGGCUUCGAAGACCCACCCCUCCAGGCAUGGCAGGUGGCGUACAAAACGAAAGCGCAAGAUGGCAUGACACCUCAGGUCACGGUCCUUACCAUUCUCCGCCCUUCGACAGCAACACCGGACAAAGACGGCAAAUACCGUAUCAUGAUCUAUGGCGCUAAAUGCGAUUCUGCGGGAACCAACUUUCGUACCAGCUACGCGCUGAGAGCGGGUAACGAUUAUACACUCGGCGCUGCUUCCGAGCAGAUCUUUAUCGCGCCAUGUUUGGAUCGAGGUUGGAUCACAGUAAUACCGGAUUAUGAGAGCGAGACGUGUGCCUUUGGUGCAGGAUUCCAGAGCGGCUAUGCCUUUUUGGACUCGAUUCGUGCCAGUCUCAAUUUUGAACCUAUGGGGGUGACUAAGGAUGAGAAUGGCACGUUCAAAGCAAAGAUCACCAUGUGGGGUUACUCGGGCGGUGCACUGGCGGUUGGAUGGGCAGCACAGUUGCAACCGACCUACGCUGCUGAUUUGACACAGUACUUGGUCGGAGCGAGUAUGGGUGGCUUACCGAGCGACCUGAAGGCGAUCGCUAAGCAUACCAACAAGGGUAUCGCAGCAGGACUCAUUGUCGGAGUCAUGCAGGGGCUCGCGAACGCUUACCCCGAACUGCAAGAAUGGCUCAACCAGCACGCCAACAAAACGGGUGCAGCUGCGCUCGAAAUGGCGCUCACGAAAAGCUUCAAAGUGAUCAUGUCUAGCACUAUCAACAAAGAUGUGCUCGGAACCUAUUUCAAUACGACCGAUCUUCUCGAGGAGCGCAUUCCUGCGCACGUGAUCAGUGAGAACCAAAUGGGCAUCAACGAACUCGUACCCACGGUUCCUUGUCAAAUCUACCAGUCGCUGCAUGAUGAAGUGGUACCGUUCAAGACGACCGAUGAUCUUGUCGUGGCUUGGAGCGCCAAAGGUGCAUGCAUCGAUUAUACGAGGGAUCAAUUGUCGGCACACAUCAUCUUGUGCUUUACCGGCUGUCCCGCAGCGAUCGAAUGGAUGCAGGAUCGAUUUGAUGCAAAACCGACAAAGGCUCGAAAGGGCACGCCGAGCGUAGAGACGGUCGUGACGAGCUUGGAUACGAGUGAAGCCAGCAGGACGCUGGGUAAGCAGCGGCAGAAUGAUAUGCAGAGCCUGUUGGAGAAUCAGUACAAGAAGCCAGGUCGCAACUGGUGGACUUGA
Mycosarcoma maydis (corn smut) is the source of this 1383-nucleotide messenger RNA. RefSeq lists its product as uncharacterized. Gene Ontology annotation, molecular function: triacylglycerol lipase activity. The coding region runs from base 1 to 1383 and encodes 460 amino acids. The record is from RefSeq and is a predicted model, not a curated record. Gene Ontology annotation, biological process: lipid catabolic process. NCBI's taxonomy places the organism in Eukaryota, Fungi, Basidiomycota, Ustilaginomycetes, Ustilaginales. The transcript has 2 exons.